Molecule: messenger RNA, 1667 nt
Organism: Selaginella moellendorffii
Lineage: Eukaryota; Viridiplantae; Streptophyta; Lycopodiopsida; Selaginellales; Selaginellaceae
Product: probable LL-diaminopimelate aminotransferase, chloroplastic
Exons: 9
Coding region: 22-1392 (456 amino acids)
Cellular component (GO): chloroplast
Molecular function (GO): L,L-diaminopimelate:2-oxoglutarate transaminase activity; pyridoxal phosphate binding
Source: RefSeq, a predicted model, not a curated record
UAUAAGCCCUAAUCAAGCAAAAUGGAGCGAGUAGUGGCGGCCCAGCACGCUGCAUUUGGAUCUUUCGAUGGCCUGCGAAGAGCUCCGCCGCGAUCGCGCAGCUGCGCUCCAAAUGCCGGCGGGAAUCGGGCGCGCUGCGCGCCGAUCAGCUGCGUCGCCGAUACGAAGCACGCCACCAAAGUCCAAAGGAAUGCGAACUUGGCCAAGCUUCAAGCUGGAUACCUGUUUCCCGAGAUUGCGAGAAGGCGCGCCGCGCAUCUCCAGAAAAAUCCAGAUGCCAAAGUUAUCAGCUUGGGCAUCGGAGACACGACAGAGCCAAUACCAGAAGUUAUAACAACAGCCAUGGCCAAGCGAGCUCAUGGGUUGGCCACACGGGAAGGCUACAGUGGAUAUGGAGCUGAGCAAGGUGAAAAGGAGCUUCGUGUCACUCUUGCCAAAACUUUCUAUGGAGAAGUUGGCAUCAGCGAGACCGAGGUCUUUGUGUCCGAUGGAGCCAAGUGUGACAUUGCUCGUCUUCAGCUUACGUUUGGCUCGAGCGUCUCAAUGGCAGUGCAAGAUCCAUCCUAUCCGGCUUAUGUCGACACAAGCGUGAUAAUCGGGCAAACCAGCACUUUCCAGAAGGACGUUCAGCAGUAUGGAAACAUCGUCUACAUGAAAUGCAGCCCGGAGAACAACUUCUUCCCGGACUUAUCAACCCUGCCUCGCACAGACAUCAUAUUUUUCUGCUCUCCAAACAACCCGACUGGCUCGUCCGCCACUCGUGAGCAACUCGAGCAACUGGUCGCGUUUGCAAAGAAAAACGGCUCGAUUAUCAUCUACGACUCGGCUUAUGCGAUGUACAUCUCGGACGACUGUCCCAAGACCAUCUACGAGAUUCCAGGAGCUAAAGAGGUGGCCAUAGAGACUGGAUCAUUCUCCAAAUACGCAGGGUUCACUGGCGUUCGCCUUGGCUGGACAAUCGUUCCCGAUCAGCUGCUCUAUGCCGAUGGAUUUCCAGUAAGAAACGACUUUAACCGUGUUAUGGGCACUUGCUUCAAUGGAGCUUCCAACAUCGCUCAAGCAGGAGGCCUGGCUUGUCUAUCACCAGAGGGUCUCAAGGCAAUGCACGACGUUGUUGGCUUCUACAAAGACAACACGAGAAUCCUGGUUGACACUUUCAAGUCUCUCGGAUUCAAAACUUAUGGAGGCACGAACGCUCCAUAUGUCUGGGUGCAAUUCCCCGGCCGAAGCUCCUGGGAUGUUUUCUCGGAAAUCCUGGAGAAGAUCGACAUCGUCACGACUCCAGGUAGCGGCUUUGGUCCCACAGGCGAUGGUUUCGUUCGAGCCAGCGCGUUUGGCAGCAGAGAAAACAUCCUCGAAGCAUCACGCCGGCUUAAGUCGCUCUACAGUUGAAAGCUUUUCACGGAGAAAAUGAGAAGAGCAAGAUCAAAACAAGAACAAAGAACUCCUCCAAGAACUCCAAGUCAGACAAAGCAACGAUUUUUUUUCCUGGGAAUUUUCCACCGAGAGAGCGAUUUGAUGUUUCGGGCAGUAUUAAAUCGUUCUUCUCGUGCCACACCCAUCGCAGCUUUUGCGAAAAGUCUAUCUUUUUGGCACGAGGAAUCUCCCCAGUGUAAGAUCUUGCUAGUGUAACCAACACCACCAUUAAAAAUCUUUGUUGACGAUGA